GAAAAGGGAAGUUAAAUGUAGGAUUUAUAAAGGUUAUGCAGAUGCGGAUCCUUGAUGGUAUUUUAAUAGAGAUACAUGUAUUGACAACUUCGACAACUUAAUAAACACUCUAUUAGGAUUUGUCUUAAAUAAAUUUGGAGUGGUGUUCAAAUACAGUUAUCAAGAUUAAAUAUCAAUAUCACCAAUUUAUAUCAUAGUGAAUAGAGGAAAUAUAAUUAUUAUAUCAAAUAUAUUGAGUAACUUCAACUGAAUAAUGCAAUAUUAUCAUCACAAUAAAUUUCUAUGUAAUAGAAUGUCCAUGUGUUUAGAAACAACUACAUAUUGUAUUUACUAAAGGAUCAGAGAAAAUGUAUUUAUUAAAUAGUUUAAUUAGUAUCAUCAUAAUUUUGUUGAUCAAAGUAACAUUAAUAGGUGGAACUUAUUCAAGUACGGUAUGUUAUGGAUCUGAUCCAACAUGUACAACACACAGACUAUCUUGUACCAGUCCUCUAGUUAUACAGAUAAUAAAUACAUCAUAUGGAUAUAGAUCAGAAUGUAAUAAUAAUGUUAUAUCUGGCUGUACUAAUACUAAUACAUGUUGUAAUGAAAGAGAUGGUGAUUGUUUUAUGCAAUUUUUAUCUGAAGAAUAUAAACGAGUAGCUAGAGAUUGUGCUGGAGUAGAAAGUUGUAGAAUAUCUGGAUUUCGUGAGGCUUUUGGUACCGAAUGUGGCGGAACUACCAGUGCUUACAGUAAAAUACAAUACAAUUGUGUUCAUAAAGUUAUAACUACACCUACUUCUACUAAAACCACAUCGAUUCAAACUAAAACCACACCGAUUCAAACUAAAACCACAUCGAUUCAAACUAAAACCACAUCGAUUCAAACUAAAACCACAUCGAUUCAAACUGAAACCACAUCGAUUCAAACUACUUCCCAGUCUACAAGCACCACACCAUUUAAUAGUACAACUUUUGUGACUAGUUCUACAGAAACGAGGCAAGACGAUGGUGGUGCUAGUGAUGUGGGAUCUAUAGUUGGAGGAAUAUUUGGUGCUAUUAUUAUUAUAGUUAUUAUUAUAGUAGUGGUACUGUUUCUGAAUAAAAGAAGGCAAAAGUCACAGACAUCACCACCAGCAGAUAAAACAAUGACUAUACAAACUGUUACACCACAAUAUGAUGUUAUUGAUGGUCCUGGAACAAUUAAUAAUCGUAAAGAUACCAGUGGAUAUGAUGAAAUAGAACUGGACAAUAAACCAAGAGUACAAGCCACUGCUGCACAUCUAAAACCCACUACAAUAAACAACCGUAAUGGUGAAAUGGAAUUUGGUCAAAAACCAAAAAUCCAAACAACUGAUAAUUAUGAUCAUGUCGGGGAUGAUAAACUGAAAGUAAAAUCUCCAAAAGAUCUUGAUAACUAUAAUCAUAUCGGAACUUACAAUCAUUCUGUACAUGAAGAUAACUACAAUCAUAUCGGAAACAAUUUGUCUCUAAGAUCUAAUCAUCUUGAUGCAGAUUAUAACCAUAUUAACGGAGUGUUUGGUAAUUCCAAUGGUGAAGAUGAUUACAAUCAUAUUGGUGAUAAUGAUAACAAUGUGAUAACAGAUGAUAAUUAUCAUAUCGGAUCGGGGGACAUCAAGGGUCAGUCGUUGCUAAUACUAGCGAUGUGGAACUGUGAUGUUGAUAUUUUAGGGUCUGUAGUUGGAGGAAUAUUUGGUGCUAUUAUUAUUAUAGUCAUUAUUAUAGUAGUGGUACUGUUUCUUUACAAGAGAAGGAAAAAGUCACAAACAUCACAAUCAAUAACAGAUAGGAACAUGUCUAUACAAACUGUUACACCACAAUAUGAUGUUAUUGAUGGUCCUGGAACAAUUAAUAAUCGUAAAGAUACCAGUGGAUAUGAUGAAAUAGAACUGGACAAUAAACCAAGAGUACAAGCCACUGCUGCACAUCUAAAACCCACUACAAUAAACAACCGUAAUGGUGAAAUGGAAUUUGGUCAAAAACCAAAAAUCCAAACAGCUGAUAAUUAUGAUCAUGUCGGAGAUGAUAAACUGACAGUAAAAUCUCCAAAAGAUCUUGAUAACUAUAAUCAUAUCGGAACUUACCAUCAUUCUAUACAUGAAGAUAACUACAAUCAUAUCGGAAACAAUUUGUCUCUAAGAUCUAAUCAUCUUGAAGCAGAUUAUAACCAUAUUAACGGAUUACCUGGUACUUCCAAUGGUGAAGAUGAUUACAAUCAUAUUGGUGAUAAUGAUAACAAUAAUGUGAUAGCAGAUUAUAAUUAUCAUCAUAUCCGAUCUGGGGACAUCAAGGUAGAAGGAGACUAUGAUCAUAUCGGAUCUGAAAGUAAUGAUGACAAUAAUCAAGCUUUUGAUCAAGCACAAGAUAGUAAUAAUCCAGAAGAUAGUGAUACACCUUACUAUCUGUCUACUUGUUAA
Messenger RNA from Lottia gigantea (owl limpet), 2414 nucleotides. RefSeq lists its product as hypothetical. The transcript is spliced from 13 exons. NCBI's taxonomy places the organism in Eukaryota, Metazoa, Mollusca, Gastropoda, Lottiidae. The coding region runs from base 348 to 2414 and encodes 688 amino acids. Gene Ontology annotation, molecular function: carbohydrate binding. The record is from RefSeq and is a predicted model, not a curated record.